Molecule: messenger RNA, 1546 nt
Organism: Phlebotomus papatasi
Lineage: Eukaryota; Metazoa; Arthropoda; Insecta; Diptera; Psychodidae
Gene: d4
Product: zinc finger protein ubi-d4
Exons: 2
Coding region: 68-1339 (423 amino acids)
Biological process (GO): nervous system development
Cellular component (GO): nBAF complex
Source: RefSeq, a predicted model, not a curated record
UCGCAUAGUUGGCGUGUGGUGAAUUGGUGGCGCUGCCGGUCGAGUCGUCAAAAAAGUGGCUGGAAUAAUGGCGUCUGAAAUACAAAUAGUGAUAAAUAGUGAGAAUUUAGCUAAAAUAGAGACUUUUCUCAAUGACUCGGCGUACAAGGAGGUGCUGGAGAACAGCGAGAACUACAAUACGCGUCUGUGCAUCGAGAGGCGCCUACGGAUGCCGUUUCUCGAUCCCCAAACGGGAGUCGCUCAGAAUCACUGUGCUUUGUUUAUGAAGAGCAGACAGAGAAUGCCAGGGCUUCAUUCUGGUCAGCUCUAUUCAUAUCCAGCUGCUCGCUGGCGCAAAUCCCGCCGGCAGUACUUGAUCCAGCGCCCCUUUCGGAUGCUCAGGGAGGCGGAAAUCGAAAGCGACUUCCACCAUGCGGUUCAGGUUCAGGCGCACGAUGGCGCUUCCUCACUGGGCGCCGGCGACACGGACAGCAAAGACAGCCAGAAUGUGAAGGAGGAGGUGCCCAAGGAAUGGUUCUAUGACAUGGACCUCCAUGACAUGGAUGGCUUCGACGAUCCUGACUCCGAUUUCGAUUACGAAGAACCCUACAGCAUCCGCCGCUCCAAGCAACGGCGGAAGCCUGAUCGUCGCAGUAAAUCAUCGACUGCAGCGACCAGUGAGACUCUGACCAAGAAACCCGGCUCCAGAGGCCGUGGACGUCAGAAAAAGUCCCUCGCGGACACUUCCAUCGAUUCUCCGUCUUCUUCAGCGGUCAGCAGCGCCAAGAAGCCUCGCCUGCAGCCUCAUGAAGAUUCUCAUUGCUCCAGCCCAUCGGCAGCUAGCUUCCCGCCGGCCCCGGAAAUUCGUCAGCCGGCGCCAAUUCCGUUUGACAGCUCCUCGGGGGAGAUGGAGGAGCGCCCCGUGCCGCCGCGUAGUUUGGUGGAUAAGGGGAAAGUGGCGCCAUCUCCGUACUGUGACUUCUGCUUGGGCGACGCCAGGGAGAACAAGAAGACGGGAGUUCCGGAGGAAUUGGUGUCGUGCAGCGAUUGUGGCCGCAGUGGCCAUCCGACGUGCCUCCAAUUCACGGCCAACAUGAUGAUCUCGGUGAAGCGGUAUAGGUGGCAGUGUAUCGAGUGCAAGUACUGCAGCAUCUGUGGGACUUCAGACAAUGACGAUCAGCUUCUGUUCUGUGAUGACUGCGACCGAGGGUACCACAUGUAUUGCCUGUCGCCGGCUCUCACGUCGCCCCCUGAGGGCUCAUGGAGCUGCAAACUCUGCAUCGAGGAAUUCCAUACGCCUAAACCGAAGCAUCCAGUAGCACCCUUUGCGCCCAUUGCCACAACUUCCGGACAGCACUAGAGCCACCGACGGCCCCGUAGGGAAUUGCACGCAGCUAUCUCUUCUGAUGACUCUUCUGUAGGACCCAGCAAAAGCACGCCCAGCAGCCACGACUAAGCCCCAGAGAUUAUCGAAUGUAUUAUUAGAGAGACAAGUGAGAGAGAGAAAGAGGAAGCCAGGGAUAUGUUUAAUAAAAUUAAGGAUUACAAUCAUGAAAAAUAAAUAAAA